CUCCUAAAAAAGCUGAUAUUUUCCAUCGCGAUGCUUUUUCGACCGUAGCCCUCCAUUCAUUCAGACUCUCCUUCACUUCAGUUCACAGCCCCUCCCAGCAGCCACCGCCGAACGCCGCCCUUCCUAGCCUCAGCCACCGAACGCCGUCCUCCCAGCCGUAGCCGCCGAGCGUCGUCCCUCCCAGCCGCAGCUGUCGAACGCCGCCCCUCUCAGCCGCAGCCGCUGCACGCCUCCCCUCCCAGCCGCAGCCGCCGGUCGCCUCACCUCCCAGAUGCAGCCACCUCACGCCGCCCCCUCCUAAUACAGUCCUUUACCCGCUCAUAUUGGCUCAAUAGAGUCUAAAUAGCGAUCAUCCCAUUAUCCGCUAUACCGCUAUAGCAUUUUUGGGGCUUGCCGCUACGCUCCGCUAUCUGGGAUUAACAACACUGAUCGGUGCAGAAUAGUGGAGUUACAGUGGUGGCAUCAUCUAGAGAAUAUUGUAAGUGGGUGGAAAACAACCGACAUGGUGUUAAGAUGGAUGAUUGCGGGUUCACUCUAGUUGACACAAGUCAUUUCCGCGAUAGUGGUGAUGAAUAUUUUAGGCAUUGGUGAUGUUAAUGAUGAGGAUGAGUAUGAUCAACAUGAAUACACUUCACCUUUUUCGGUUCCUGCACUCUUACAGACAGAAGAGAAAGAUAUUGAGAGACAAUAUAUGCGUUCGGAUCAUCAAGAAGGGAUAGAACUGAAGGGAUGGAGGACAUUUUAUACAUAAUGGCUAAUGAUGAGGAUGACUAUGUUAUUGAAGAGGAAAGUGAAGAGGAAGUUGAAGAGGAUGCUACAUCACGGCGCAUUCAUGAUUUUGAAGAAGAGGCUGAUGUUAGAGGAGAUAUGGAGGAGUCAGGGUAUUCAUCGGAAGAGAUCGAAAAAGCCUUGGAGAAUAGAAGAAGAAAAAAGAAGGAUAAUAGUAAGAAAUCUGGGAGGGGGGCAUUUAAGAGGCUAAAAGUAACGGAACCCAUGUUUUUACAAAUUGACUCGUUUGGUCGUGCCACGGGUAAAUGGAGACUAAAAUUUGGACAACAUGUCGGCUUAUGUUCUCGCAAAUUAAACAUCAACAUGAGGUGGUCAGAUGUAUCUAAUGGCUUGAAAGAUACUCUUUGGGAAGACACUAGGAAUUUGUUUCAUCUUCCAGACGAUCCUGCUAUUAAGAAUCUUUUUUUAUCCACGGUGGCAUGUCGCUUUAGAGACUUUAAAGCAAAAUUAGUUUCAGGAUGGAUCACGUGUGUUAGAAAGCGAACAAAACAGGAAGAUGGAAAACUUCCACCACAAAUCUGGCGUCACAUUACAUCAGACAUUUGGGAAGAGUUCAAGAGGCGAAAGAUGACUCCAGAGGCUGAGGACAUAAGGAAAAAAGCAUCAGAGAGUGCUUCACAAAACCAACACCAUCAUCAUAUGGGGCAAAGGAAUUAUGAAGACAACAGAGCUAUUUGGAUUGAUGAAGGCUUUUAUCCUAGUGCUUGCACAAAUUCUUCAUCGAUUGGGUCUAGUGCUACGCAAUUUAAUAGAGGUGAUGAUUGGUACUGUGCAAUGCAUGCUCGUGAUAAGGAGGGAAAUCGAGUUAUUCCAGAUAAGCGUACACAAGAAGUAGCUGAGAAAUAUGUUGAGUAUAAGAACAAACAGAAUGUGGGUGAAUUUGCUCCUCAACGCAAUAGAGAUGCUUUAUAUUACGCUCGUGGAGAGAAGGCGGAUCACUCCGGCCGUGCUAUUGGAUAUGGCGGCAUUAAUGUUGGAUACUCAAAAGCUUUUGGCAAAAAAAUGAGUGGAUCACAGUACAAUAAACGUUCAACACAGAACAUUGAGUCCAUAAAGUCCUCAAUAAGAGAAGAGCUUAGACGUGAGAUGAAUGAAACAAUGAAACUGAACAUGAUUGCAAUCUUGAACGAAAUGGGUAUUACAGGUUUUAACUUUUCUAGUGGUGCCUCUAUUCCGACACCAACAACAUCAACAAAUCACGCGCCACAUCCAUUUCCGAGUGAUGAAAUGCGGGGCCCAAGAGUAUGUCGUUCUAAAUUAUUUUUAAGUGAUCUUGGAACCGGACAAUUGUUUGAGGUUGGUGGUGACACAACAUUUCCAUCUGGACCUGGAGUAAAGUGUCAUCAUUUACCCAUUAUGGAAGGUCAUUUAAAAGCGGCGAGUUUUAAAUCAUCAAAGGGAAAGAAGAAAUUGGACGUGCAUAAAAAACCAGUCAAACAACGAUCUCUAGUGUCUGAACAGGUUCUAUUGUCACUUAGCAGAGAUUGCAAAUGGUUGCACUCGAUUAUAGCAUCCAGAUCUAGGGAUGAUCCCAUUGUUGUUACAUUAGAUGCUAGUAUGUUCCAUUAUGAAUAUGAUGACGGUAAUGCGUAUCUUACUAUUGAGGACAUCAGUCAGUUUCUAUAUGGUGCCAUGAUUAAUAUUGCCAUUAUUCAAGUAUUUAUAAUAGCAAUGCAGGAUUAUUUAAAGGGUUUGGGUACACUUGCGCAGCUUGGAUGGAUGUGUCCUGAUUCAAUUAGUGCAACUGCAUGUGAAAAUAACCUAGAAGAUGUGAAGGUUUACAUACACCGAGCCAUCACGGAAUCUCGGAAUACUGGCAUUGAUAUUCUUGUUGCUCCUUAUUAUGAAAAUUAUCACUGGGUGUUGCUUGUGAUUUGGAUCUCACGUGGCAUGAUAUUUAUUUAUGAUUCGCUCCGGACUAGUCCGAUGCGUCGCUUAUUAAUCAUGUCAUUGUUCAGCAGUGUUUUUAGAAUAUUUGCGGUGGUGGACAGGUGAAAAAGAUAACUUGGAAACAAAUGAAGUGUGCAAAACAAACGGGCGGCUUGGAAUGUGGAUUUUAUGUAAUGAGAUUCAUGUUUGAUGUGGUUAAAAGUAUCGCUGAAGGUCAAGAUCUGGAGCAGGUGUACAAGAGCAACAUAAGAGAUAAUGCGCUGUUAAUGGCAGAAAUCGGUGAAAUCCGUGAUAUAUGGGCUAUAUUUGUUUCUGACAAUUUAUUGUAAGCUCUUGUAUAAAUCAUGUAUUGUAAUCAUAUAUUGAAUCAUACUGUUGUAAUGUUUGAGAACUUGGAUUGUUAUACAAAAUUUUUGGUGCUCUGAAAUUUGUUGUUUUCAAUUUAGAGCAAAUAAUUAUUAAAUCGAGCCGUGUUAAUUCAAAUCUGGA
Cuscuta europaea is the source of this 3168-nucleotide messenger RNA. The record is from the annotation of a GenBank genome assembly. Lineage: Eukaryota; Viridiplantae; Streptophyta; Magnoliopsida; Solanales; Convolvulaceae.